Quercus robur (English oak) is the source of this 1303-nucleotide messenger RNA. Its product is annotated as mitogen-activated protein kinase homolog NTF4-like. Gene Ontology annotation, biological process: protein phosphorylation; intracellular signal transduction. Gene Ontology annotation, molecular function: protein serine/threonine kinase activity; ATP binding. NCBI's taxonomy places the organism in Eukaryota, Viridiplantae, Streptophyta, Magnoliopsida, Fagales, Fagaceae. The transcript is spliced from 3 exons. Bases 20 to 361 code for a protein of 113 amino acids. Gene Ontology annotation, cellular component: cytoplasm; nucleus. The record is from RefSeq and is a predicted model, not a curated record.
GACGGAGUCUCAGAACUCGAUGAUGCCGAUGUCGGCGACGGCGACGGCGACGACGACGGAGAACAUAUCGGCGACAUUGAGUCACGGAGGGAGGUGUAUUCAGUACAAUAUCUUCGGUAACAUCUUCGAAGUCACCGCCAAGUAUAAGCCUCCCAUUCUGCCGAUCGGCAAAGGCGCUUACGGCAUCGUUUGCUCGGCCUUGAAUUCGGAGACGAAUGAGCACGUGGCGUUGAAGAAGAUUGCGAAUGCGUUCGAUAACAAGAUCGAUGCGAAGAGAACUCUACGUGAGAUCAAGCUGCUUCGUCAUAUGGAUCAUGAAAAUCAUUAUAGUACAAUAUGUAUCCAGCACUUUCUGCACUAACUCUUGCCAUCUUCCAAGAAAUUGCUCCUUUGCCAGACUCCUCUUGGAUACAAAUUCGUUGGUAAUUUUUUUAUCUGAAUGUGCGCGCCGGAAAUGAAACUGUUGGGUUUAGCCUCACUUGGGCUCACAACUUAUUUAUAACGAGGGAUUUAGGAUUUCCUACUUUGGGUCAUUCUCGGCACAGAAACUCAAAGUAAUAUCCUCUCUCCCUCCCUGAAUGACUGUUUUUUCUCUCUUUUUUCUGAACCCCUUUUUCUCCCCCAGCUUCUCCUAUUUAUAGCUCUAAGUUAGUAGGGAGAUCAUGAUUACUGCCAUUGUUAGUGCAAUUGAAGGUCCAAUAUUAUCUGUUAUAAGUGGAUGUUUAGGUGAGAGUGGAAUGCAGCGAUUAUGGCUUUGGAACUUGGUUCCAACUCAGGUUAAUAUGCUCGGUAGUGAUGUUUCCUGAACUGCCGAGCAUCCUAUGGUACGUUCGGACAAGGUUUCAUUGUUUGUUUGGAAAAUCUAUGCCGAGCAUCUUUUAGGGGUUGAGGCUCAAAACUCGUAGUUUGUGAAGGUAGUUUCAAGCGGAGUUUAAAGUAAUGGGGUCGUGCCAUUGGGCUUGAACCCAGGGCUCAAUUGGGUCUUGGGACCUCGAUGCCGUACACUAAAUAUUUUAGAUCAACUUCUUAUUUGUUAUGGCAACUUGUUUAAAUUAUUUGAUCUAAAUAGUUGCAAGUUGUAUUAUGUUGUGAUAUAUCAUCUAUUAGUUGAGACGUCUUUUUGUGCAUGGUUGCUAGUUUUGUAUUGGUGUAGUUGGGAUGAUCAUGUAUCGUUGGAUACAUGUGUCUAUAUACUAUAUGGUAAGUUUUGUAUUGACUCUAUUAGUAUGUAUAGUCUAAACGUCUAAUCCAUAAGCAUGUAACUUUAUUUUGGGCCAGUGUAAAUUUCAGAGAUUAGGCCUAA